This is a messenger RNA of Pyricularia pennisetigena, 279 nucleotides long. RefSeq lists its product as uncharacterized. The transcript has a single exon. The coding region runs from base 1 to 279 and encodes 92 amino acids. NCBI's taxonomy places the organism in Eukaryota, Fungi, Ascomycota, Sordariomycetes, Magnaporthales, Pyriculariaceae. The record is from RefSeq and is a predicted model, not a curated record.
AUGGGUCAGUUCGGAUUCCUCAACGACCUGGUGUGGAUGGACCCCAAGGCCCCGGCCGUCAGGGGAGCCAUCAGCCCCCAGGACGCCCUCAACGCCAGGAUCUUUGGCUUCCUCUGGCUCGGGUCCGUCUACGGCAUCGCCAUGAUCUGGUGGGCGCUCGCUCUCCUGGCCCGCUGGGAUCGCUCCAGGGAGACGGGCGCCGGCUCCGUCCUGCUCGCCUUCAUCCUCAGCACCGCCUGGCCCGUCGUCAUGGUCUACCUCAUCGCCAACCCGAUAUAA